AGGAAUUCGGUCGUUGAACCUUCACUGAGCACAAAUAUCUGCCAGGCACUACCCUGAGCGCCGUGGACUCACCGGUAAACGAGCAGACAAGGGCCCUGCUCUCAAGUAGCUGACAGUCUAGUGGACGAAGCAGACUAUAAACAAGUUGGUCUCCGCUCAUGUCUUUUAAUCUUGAAGACUUCAAAAUACACUUGGAUCUACCACUCUUUCGGAAAACAUCUCUACCAAGCAAUAAAUUACCCACUGUACUCUUAUAUUAUAGAAGUUUUUGAGUUCUCCAAAUCUAAUCAAGAUUUCCUUCCAUUUUCCCAUGAAGCCACAUUAUUGCUUAUUCACUUUAGUGGUGAGUGUUAUUGUGCCAGCUGCUUUUGUUUUGGAAGAUGUGGACUUCAACCAAAUGUCCCCACUGGGAGCAAAUCAUAGUUCUUACAAUGCUUCAUUUCCCCUAAGCUUUGAACUCUCAGCAAAUUCCCACUCAGGUGAUGAUGUCAUCAUAGCCAAAGAGGGAACUAGCAUUUCAAUCGAGUGUCUUCUCACAGUUGGUCACAAUGAAGAUGUCCAUUGGUACAACUCAAAAGGACAACAGCUGGAUGGCAGAGGCAGAGGUGGAAAAUGGUUGGUUUCUGAUAACUUCCUAAACAUCACCAACGUAGCCUUUGAUGACCGUGGGCUCUAUACAUGCUUCGUCACCUCUCCAAUUCGUGCCUCCUACUCUGUCACCCUACGAGUCAUCUUCACCUCAGGAGACAUGAGUAUCUACUAUAUGAUUGUUUGCCUGAUUGCCUUUACAAUCACUCUUAUCUUGAAUGUCACACGGCUGUGCAUGAUGAGCAGCCAUCUUCGCAAGACUGAGAAGGCCAUCAAUGAAUUCUUCAGAACUGAAGGGGCUGAGAAACUUCAGAAGGCCUUUGAGAUUGCAAAACGCAUCCCUAUCAUCACCUCAGCCAAGACUCUGGAGCUCGCCAAAGUCACACAAUUUAAGACCAUGGAGUUUGCUCGUUAUAUUGAAGAACUGGCAAGAAGCGUUCCUCUUCCACCCCUUAUUCUAAACUGUCGGGCCUUUGUUGAGGAGAUGUUUGAGGCUGUGCGAGUGGAUGACCCUGAUGACCUGGGAGAAAGAAUUAAAGAGAGACCUGCCUUGAAUGCUCAAGGUGGCAUCUAUGUCAUUAACCCAGAGAUGGGGCGGAGUAAUUCACCAGGAGGAGAUUCAGAUGAUGGUUCUCUGAAUGAACAGGGCCAGGAGAUAGCAGUUCAGGUUUCUGUCCACCUUCAGUCAGAGACCAAAAGUAUUGACACAGAUUCUCAAGACAGCAGUCAUUUCAGCCCGCCUGAUGAUACAGGAUCAGCCGAAUCUAACUACAAAGGUGGGGCAUAUGAAAACUGUUAGCUAUGAGCUAUCACUAUACCUAUAAUAACAGUUCUCAGAAAAGGAACCUAUUUCUUGGAGGAAAUAACAUUUUUACCAAAAGGUGAUCGGGUUUUCCCUUUGUUAAUAUUAAGCACAUCAGAACAUGAAUUGCCAAAAUCUUUGUGAAAAUGCAGUGUUUUCCUAUAUAAUAUUUCUCAGUCAUUUUCCUUGAGCUUGAUUAAAUGAUGCAUGUUAGGAUUUAAAGGAGCCUAAGAGCUAAACAUGAUGGGUAAAGUACUGAACUAAGAGUCUCAUGGUUUCUCUUCUGGUCGCAGAUCUUCCAUUGGUUAGAUCUGACACUUAACUUGAGGCCUCAGUGUUCCCAUCAAUAAAAUAAGGGAUUUGCAUUAAAUAAGAUCUAAAGUUGUUUCUAGCCCAAUAACUACUUACCCUUCAGCUUUAAACUACCAAAAUUUUUAGCACAUCUCUAAGAGAACCUUUCCCUAGACUUUUAGUCUCUUAUUUUGGAGAAAACCAACCUGAGACUUUAUUUUGUAAUCCAGAUUUCUACACCAGUGUACAGACGUGUGGGUGUUUUUCAGAUAUUUCACCUUGUGGAGCAUGUAAUUAUAUGUGUGAGGUUGGAUCUUUUUGAUGUAGCACAUGUCUGUUAUACAGAUAGCAAGACGCUAACUGUUCAUUAGUAAACUAUUUUGCGUGAGUAAAUUGGUCCUUCUUGGGGUAUAUCAUGUCUUUUUAAUUUACUGAGACAUCACUUAGUUUAUUGAGACUGGCAGUGAUUUCCCAACUGAUAUCCCAAAGUGAGGAAUUUGUUCCUAAGGAAUAAUGUCUUUGAUGCUUUUAGAAUAAGAUCAAUGAAAAAUCAUGUUUGGCAAAUGAUGGAUUUUGAUAAUUCUGUUAAUAAAAUUCCUCAGGCUUUCCUUUUCUGAAAGAACUGGACUCUGUAAGUAGGGUCUAUGUUUGGGAUCCCAUUCUAAGAAAACCCAGAGCUGGAUUCCUCAUUCAGACCUCUGUCAACACUCUCGCACUCUGUGGUCUUAAGUAUGGUGCUAAAGGUUUAGCCUCCUUAUCUUGUUUGUUUUGUUGAUAUUUUAUUGUAGAAGUGUUUAUUUUUUGUACUUCAGAUACAUAAUUCUAAGCUAGGGCUGCAUUUGUGGCCUUUCUGAGAAGCACUAACCUGAAAUAAAAUUAGAUAAUUAUGUGUGAUGUGUUACUAUAUUAAAGUACACACACACACACACACAUACACACACACACAAAUAAUGUAGACAUAAAGAGGGGGAAAAAUGAUGGAUGAUGCCACCUGGUUCAGCUGUGUAUAAUAAACACUUAAGAUGUCAUUUCUUGCCUGGAUGAGAUCUGAUAUAAUGGAAUUGUAAAUACUCUUCAGAGCUAUUUCUUCAGCUCCAGGAAGCUUGGUGCCAUAUAAUUUUAAGAACUUAGCUGUGGAGCUCCAUUUGGUGCUUCACGUUUCUUCAUUUGGCUUCUGAUUAUUGAAGCAUUACUUAAACUAGAGGCUCCUGAGGGAAACGUACAGAGGAGGUAUUAUCAGGAUUUUAAUUUAAGGUUUCAGAGGAGGACAGGAAAUUCAAAGCAUGACCAGAUAGAAUUCAUGCCUCCCUUUGUCCAGGCUUAUCAGAAGUAAUACAUCUGCUCUGGAUAACAUAAAUGAAUCAAUGUGCAGUUCUAUCAGGUGGCAUUAUGUAUAAAGAUAAUGCUGCCUUUUCUGUCUCAGGCUGUUUCCAUGGAAACCUCCAGAGCCAAACAAAAGCUACCAAUCAUUUAGCCAAAGCUUGCUUUGGCUCAUAGACCUGUGUUUCUUUAAGGAAAACUACUUUCAUAUAUUUGGUAAUGAGAGCAAGGGCUCUUGAGCAUAUCCUAGAUUAUAGACCACUUUUUCCAUUCAAACAAUGUUUCUCUUGAAAAAUUAAUAAAUGUUCAAAUCCUUUGGGGUCAGUCCCCUGAAUAUCCCUCAGAUCUUUAGACAGUACUCCCAACACUGUCCCAACGUAGCAGGUUUAGGAUCAUUUCUUAGAAGGUAGCUUGUCACAUUAAAGAGAAUGGUGUUACCCAACAAGUUCUCAUAAGGGAUAUUAGUGUUUGGAAUCCUGAAGUAGACAUAUUUAAUGAUUGAAGUCCUGGGAAACAGAACUUUUGAAAAAUUGGGAAAUAUUUUUUAAAUCUGUAGGUUUGCACAAUAUUACAUAAUAAUUAAAUACAGGCUACUCCAUUGUGUCCUUGAUAAAUUAUUUUAGAAACAUAACUGUGACCUAAUUUGGUGGCCAAAGUAACUGGUUUACUCUGAAUGUUCCAGGUUAUGGUGUCAUUGAUGAAGAAUUAAAGUAGGUCAGAAUUAAAUCAGAGUUGGUAUUAUUUUGUAAAGCUAGUUUUCAAGAGGAAGAAAACCACACUUACUAAUGUUUUUUGUAUCUAAUCAAAUACUCUUCAUAUAUAAUUAACACUUCUUAAGUUAUCCUUUUGUAAAAUCCUUAACCUUUUGAACUUAAACUACAGUCUAAAAUCUUUUGACAAUAACGGUAGUGUAAUUAUCUUUUUGUCUCACUGGAUUUUAUAGUUAGUGAAAAAUGCUUUUACCCAACAAAAUGUAUUUAAAAUAGUUCUGUCAUCUCAUUUGUAAAUUUUGUCUUGGAUUGUGACUUAAUGAAUCUUAUUGUCCUUAUGAAAUGGUAGCUUAGUGAAAUAAAUUUACCAAAAACUGGCAUUUAACCAUCUUUAUAGAUUCCUUACCAGCCAAAACCGGAUAGACAAGUAUCUUUUGAGCUGGUACCCCACCUGAGUUUAUAGGUAAUUCGAUAACCACCUAUCCUCAAAGUUGGGUCUGUUGUGAUAGUUUAAUUCGAGUCAGGGCCAGUGAGCAUUUAUAUUUUCUACCAGCUACCUUGAUAUAAAUAUCAUGGGAGUUGCUGACCUCGAGUGGUUGUGAAAAGGCUCCUGGCUUUCUUGCCUCACUUAACAUCUGUUAGUCAGAGCAGUAUCUGCACACUGCUUUUCCUUCUUUCCUCUAGCCACAGGGAGCCCCUUGAUCCAGUCCUCUCCAUACCCUGCAUGUCAUUUUACCCUAGAUCAGACUUUUGUCUCGGAUCCCAGAGCAGCACAGGAGGAGCACUUCAUGCCUGUUUUCUAGAGCCCAACCAGUCAUGGGUGCUACCCUUGUCUCUAUACACCAGCAGUUGUAAUGCACGUGUGCUUUAUUUCCUGAGUCACCACUAAGAGAAUGCAGUCUUCUCAUGUAGGCCAGGAAUGUUGAAAAUCCUCAGCCUUAUAUAAAAACUGGAUUCUCAUUAAUACAUUUCACAAAGGUACAUGAGUAUUAUUUGAUAUGGUUCAGAUAAGAUUUAA
This is a messenger RNA of Cynocephalus volans (Philippine flying lemur), 4729 nucleotides long. RefSeq names its product microfibril associated protein 3 (gene MFAP3). Bases 311 to 1387 code for a protein of 358 amino acids. Lineage: Eukaryota; Metazoa; Chordata; Mammalia; Dermoptera; Cynocephalidae. The record is from RefSeq and is a predicted model, not a curated record. The transcript has 3 exons.